Herpailurus yagouaroundi (jaguarundi) is the source of this 2247-nucleotide messenger RNA. RefSeq names its product solute carrier family 17 member 1 (gene SLC17A1). Gene Ontology annotation, cellular component: apical plasma membrane. The record is from RefSeq and is a predicted model, not a curated record. Gene Ontology annotation, biological process: monoatomic anion transport; transmembrane transport; urate transport. NCBI's taxonomy places the organism in Eukaryota, Metazoa, Chordata, Mammalia, Carnivora, Felidae. Gene Ontology annotation, molecular function: transmembrane transporter activity. The transcript has 13 exons. Bases 320 to 1729 code for a protein of 469 amino acids.
AAAAAGCUAACGGGGCAUUCAUGGGGCAUAAAAAGCCACAGGAUUCCUGUAGGAAUGGUACUGUGAACCCAGAUCCAUCCUCAAUAGAAAACAUCUGUCCUAGGAGCACUGACUGCCAGGCUGGUUCUCUUCCUCCUGGCAGGAGACUAGCGAUGCUGUCUACUACGGUCAUGAAUUUGAUGGUGGAUUUCCAGGACGUUUCUAGUCCACUGGAAGAUUCUAACAGUCGUACUCCUCCCCUGAAGACUCGAGGAAAGGUGAAAGUUAAAGAUGGAGACCAGACCCGGCAGCAAGAAAAGAAGAAACCAGAAUCCCAUUCAUGCAGAUGGAUAACCAGUUCUCUCCUGGGAAAGUUCCAAGUGUUUGCUCCUUCCGCUACGGAUUGUCUCUCCUCUUGCACGUCUGUAACAGUAUCAUAAUGUCACAGCUCAUGUGUCUGAGCCUCACAAUGGUGGUCAUGGUGAACAGCUCGGACCCACACGGUGCGCCCAACACCUCCACAGAGGAGAGCCUGGAUGUCAUGAAGAACCCCGUGUACAACUGGAGUCCUAAAACCCAGGGCAUCAUCUUCAGUUCCAUCUUCUAUGGCGUACUCAUCAUCCAAAUUCCUGUUGGAUACUUGUCUGAAAAAUACUCCAUCAAGAAAAUGAUCGGCUCUGCACUAUUCCUCAGUUCCCUGUUUAGCCUGAUCCUGCCGAUGGCCGCUGAAGGUGGAGAAGCUUGGAUCAUCGCAUGUCGGGUGGCCCAGGGAGUUUCCCAGGGGUCAGCAUUAAUAGCUCAGCACGCAAUAUGGGUCAAGUGGGCUCCACCCUUGGAACGAGGCCGACUCACCUCCCUGAGUCUAUCAGGGGUUCUGCUGGGGCCCUUCAUUGUUCUGCUUGUGACUGGAUUCAUCUGCCAAUCCCUGGGCUGGCCCGUGGUCUUCUAUAUUUUUGGCGCCUGUGGCUGUGGCAUGAGUCUUCUCUGGUUCCUUCUGUUCUAUGAUGACCCCAAGACCCACCCGUGUAUAAGCGUCAGUGAGAAGAACUACAUCUUGUCAUCCCUCAACCAGCAGCAGAGCAGCUCAAGAACACGGUCUCUGCCGAUCAAGGCUAUGAUUAAGUCUCUCCCACUCUGGGCCAUUGUUUUCGGUUCUUUUGCUUUCCACUGGACAAACAACAUCGUGCUUUUCUACACCCCAACAUUUGUCGACUCCAACCUUCAUGUGAAUAUAAAAGAGAAUGGGCUGCUGUCAGCCCUCCCCUAUUUGUUUGCGUGGAGCUUUGGUAUCCUGGCAGGUCACGCUGCAGACUUCUUCCUGUCCAGGAAUAUUCUCCGCCUCAAUACCAUCCGGAAGCUCUUCAGCACACUAGGACUCUUCCUGCCUCCCUUCUUCGGUCUGUGCCUGGUUCACCUGAGUUUCAGCUUCUACAGCACCAUUGUUUUCCUGAUACUUACUGGUUCCACAGGAAGCUUUUGUAUGGCCGGACUACUUAUAAAUGUCUUGGAUAUUGCUCCCAGUUAUUAUGGAUUUCUUAAGGGAGUUACAAAUGUAAUUGGAAUGAUAGGAGGACUAAUUUCUUCCAUUCUGUGUGGAAUGAUCCUGAAUGAGAAUCCAGAAUCUGGCUGGUUUAAAAUCUUCUUCCUGACGGCAGGCGUUAAUGUGACAAGCCUACUUUUCUGUCUCAUAUUUGGGAAAGCAGAAAUUCAGGACUGGGAUAAAGACAGACCAGAACAAACACGCCUCUGAAGCGGCAAAGAGAGAUACAGACACACCGUGUACAUCCUGACCCAAGAACACACGUCACCAGGGUCUUGCUAAGAACAUCAGCUGAGUACAGUCAAGCCUGUAGAUAGCAGCUGCUGUUUUGCAAGAAAGACAGAGACUGGAGAGUGCAGAAUGCGUGGACCAAAAUCCUAAGGACAUCGUCAGCAAAUCUAAACUGUGGGAAUUUUACAGUCAAAGGCCUUAGUAGAUUUUUUAACAGACAAAUUACAAAGAAAAAGAAAAGGGACAGGAGGGGGAGCGUCUAGAUCAAAAGUGACUUUAAAAGCAUUACAUUUUUAAAAACUGGCAACACUAUCAGGGUGGAGGGUGGCCAAUCCGUAAAGACACGCAGAGAAGACAUUGUUCUAAAUGUCAGGAUAGUUAUUACUUUUAAGGGGAGGAAGAUGUGAUUAGGACAGACCACAUGGAAAACUUAUGAGGUUCUGGCAAUAUUCUUUUAUGUCCACAGUGGUGAUUAAAAGAGUGUUCACGGAAUUACA